UUGCCGGACGGAUGGGUGCGGGCAGCAGAUAGCGGGCGAAGGGGAGAUGCUGCGGGUCAGCCUCUUGGUGCCUAGCCUGCGAGUGAAGUAAAGUGCCGCGCGGAGUGGACUGGGCCGGGUGCCUCGCUUUACGGCCGUAUCCUGUGCUCUUGCAAGUUCUGCUUCCUAAGGAGCUUGGGGCAUCUUGGCAGCUGACAGCGCUAGGCCCUGCGGUGUGGGCACUCAUGCUGGUAUCUGCUGUCCAGGGCUCCCUGCUGCUGCAGCCAUGCUCCUGGCUUCUGCUGCAGGCUCCCCCCUGUGACUGCACCUCACCUGUCCACCACUGGCAUGCUCCAGCCCCCUCACCCUGUCAUCCCAAGCCCAGGAAAUGACUCCUUUGUUGCAACACCGAACAGUUGUGGAACUUUAGCGCCUUUGGAAACUUUUCUGCAGGUGGAGUAGCCUGUAUUGCAGCGCCGGUUGAUCCCCUGUCGUUGUCUCAUUGGGGCGCAGUGGCCGGAGCGUCCGCGGCAUUGUAAGGAAUCCUGACUUUCUCCGGCUUGGUUCCAGUGUAUGAAGUGCAGUGCAUGGGCACACGGCUCCAUACACCAAGCUUCACCUAUGGAUCGCUUCAAUGGAGCCCCUCAGAUCUCUGCUCUCCCUGCCUGGCGGUAGUAAAGCGGCACGCGGAAUAUCCAGUGCCCCAGUGUUCCCCGUACCAUUGGUUGCAGACGACGACGAAGAAGAUCAGGAUGAGCGAGAGAGUACUCCCACUAGACAGGAGUUUUUGGAGGAGUAUGAUGGGGGUGGUGGUGGUGGUGGUGGAGGCGGCGGCGCUGGAGAACAACCGACCGACUCGCUGUCAAACCCAUUCUACUGGACCGCAGUGUUUGACUAUGAGGCCUCUGCAGAGGAUGAGUUGACCCUUCGGCUAGGAGACUUGGUCCAAGUGCUCUCCAAGGACUCGCGCGUGUCUGGUGAUGAGGGGUGGUGGACUGGGAAGAUCCAGGAUCGGGUGGGCAUCUUUCCUAGCAAUUAUGUGACGAGGACUCAGAGCUUUUCCAGUAAACUACAAGGCAAACGAGUGGAGGAGCUGCCCUGCUGCCCGGCCUCUGCCCUACAGUUACAAGAAAUAGACUUUAAUGAGCUGUUCCUCGAAGAAAUUAUUGGGAUCGGAGGCUUUGGGAAAGUGUACCGUGCCAUUUGGAUAGACGAGGAGGUGGCGGUCAAAGCGGCGCGCCAUGACCCUGACGAAGACAUCAGCCAGACUAUUGAGAAUGUCCGUCAGGAGGCCAAGCUGUUUGCAAUGCUCAAUCACCCCAACAUCAUUGCCUUGAGGGGUGUCUGCUUAAAGGAGCCCAACUUGUGUUUGGUCAUGGAGUUUGCGCGAGGCGGAUCAUUGAAUCGGGUGCUGUCCGGGAAGACGAUUCCUCCUGAUAUACUUGUCAACUGGGCUGUACAGAUCGCCCGAGGGAUGAACUACCUGCACGAUGAGGCCAUUGUCCCCGUCAUCCAUCGUGAUCUGAAGUCAAGCAACAUUUUAAUUCUGGAAGCUGUGGAGAAUGGUGACCUCAGCAACAAGAUCUUAAAGAUCACAGACUUUGGCCUUGCAAGAGAAUGGCACCGGACCACCAAGAUGAGUGCAGCAGGGACGUAUGCCUGGAUGGCUCCAGAAGUUAUUCGCUCCUCUAUGUUCUCAAAGGGCAGUGAUGUGUGGAGUUAUGGAGUCCUGCUCUGGGAAUUGUUGACCGGAGAAGUACCUUUCCGGGGCAUUGAUGGCUUAGCAGUCGCGUACGGAGUUGCCAUGAAUAAGCUGUCCCUCCCAAUUCCCUCCACCUGCCCAGAACCCUUUACAAGACUUAUGGAAGAUUGUUGGAACCCCGAUCCACAUUGUCGUCCCUCAUUUACAAACAUCCUGUUCCAGCUGACCACAAUAGAGGAAUCUGGCUUCUUUGAGAUGCCCAAAGAUUCCUUCCAUUCAUUGCAGGAAGACUGGAAGCAGGAGAUCCAGGAAAUGUUUGACCAGCUCAGGGCAAAGGAAAAGGAGCUACGGAGCUGGGAGGAGGAACUGUCCCGGGCAGCCCUUGAGCAGAAGAAUCAUGAGGAACUUCUUCGAAGACGGGAGCAAGAGCUGGCAGAGCGUGAAAUUGACAUCUUGGAGCGAGAAUUGAACAUCAUCAUCCACCAGCUCUGUCAAGAGAAGCCCAAGGUGAAGAAACGCAAAGGCAAGUUCAAGAAAAGUCGCCUUAAGUUGAAAGACGGAAACAUCAUCAGCCUGCCGUCAGAUUUCCAACACAAGUUCACUGUACAGGCUUCCCCUACCAUGGACAAAAGGAAGAGCUUAAUUAGCACUAAGUUCAGCCCUCCUGCAAGUCCCACCAUUAUCCCGCGUCUCCGAGCCAUUCAGUUGACUCCAGGAGACUCCAAUAAAUCGAGAAACCGGAGCACUGGUGGCCAGAAGGAUGAAAGUGAAGACGAAGAGAAGAAAGAGACAAAGAAAAAAUCUCGUCCUUGGGCCCCAGCCACUUUAAGUAGCAAAGACUCCGGGGCUGGCGAGGACAGGAUAUCUCUAGAAAGUUCAAAGUCAUGCUCUUCAAGUACAUCAAACCAUGGGAAGCCAAUGAAAACGUCUUCUGCACCUGGCUUCACCACUGUGACUGAGACAGAAGCUGAAAAUGCUGCUGAGCCAUUUGUGAAUCAGGUGGAUGUCAAAGAUUCCCAAGCACCCACUCCAAACAAAUCCUACCUCUGCAUACCAUUUCACAAAGGAGAAGAUGUGGAGGGGCCGUUCAGCGAUACCAGUGACAAUCCCACACCAGUAAACUCUGCUACGAGCACUCCACAGCUCACUCCCACCAAUAGCCUCAAGCGUGGCUCUCAGCAUAAGCGAUGUUCAAUGGUUCUCUUGGGCUGCGGAGCUCUUCUUGCCACUGUUGGGUUAGGAUUUGACCUGUUAGAAGCUGGCAGAUUGAACCUAGGUCAAGAACAUGAACAUGAGCCAAAAGAAGAGAAGAAGAAAAAGGAGAGCUUAUUCCAGCGUGCCGCCCGUCCCAGGAGAAGCACCAGCCCACCCUCUAGAAAACUUUUUCGGAAAGAAGAUUCCCCUUCUCAUCCGGCAGAGCCAACAACCUCUAUCACAAUGCACUCCCUGUCUUCCAUUUCUGAAUGUAAUUCUACUCGCUCCCUGCUGCACUCAGAUAGUGACGAAAUAGUCGUUUAUGAGAUGCCCAGCAGUCCUGUAGAAGAACAGGCCCCAGUUGUCUGCAAUCCUCUGGUGAAUAUUCACAUUGAAACUUUUAAGAGGGACCCCAAUCAGUCCCUCACUCCAACUCAUGUGACUUUAAAUUCCCGAACUCACCAAGAACACAGAAGGACCCCUUCAGAUGGUGCCAUUAAAGUCAUGCCAAUCAUUAGUAAUGGGACUUCACCCAAUAAUUACUUAGUAAGCUUUUCAGGAUCAAAUGUUGUGUCUCCGAACCGAGAUCCACAAGAAGUUCCCCGUCUUCCCGACCCCAAUUUAGUGUUCCCCCCAACUCCACGACGCUGGAAUUCUCAGCAAGAUUCUGCACUGGAAAGACCCAAAACUUUAGAGUUUGUUCCAAGACCCCGACCUUCCACCAACAGACAGAGACUGGACUCGUGGUGGUUUGUAUCCCCAAGCAGAAACCGGGGGGAAUCUCCCGCUAACAGUUCAUGCACUGAAACCCCAAGCAACUUGGACUCCUGCUUUGCCAGCAGCAGUGGGAGCACGGUGGAGGAGAGGCCGGGAUUCUCUGCUCUCAUUCCUGUUCAUGUGACGCACCCUAUAGCCGAACGAACACUACUGGAUGUGGACGUGGAAGGCCAGAGUCAAGACAGCACUGUUCCACUAUGCCGAACCAAACCUAAAACCUACAAAACGACAACCUGUGAACAAAAAAAAGAGUUCUGGUCUUAAAGCGGCAAGUCCACCUGCGGCCAGCAGAAGUGGGACAUGCUCGCGUCUCUUGCACUGAAUGCACUUUGAGGAUUCGUAAGAUCACUGGAAGGCAAUAUGAAACGUAGUCCUGAUGCUGCUCGCCCUGAUUAUCCUUAAAUUCGCCUUUGCGUUUGGAAGACUCUUUGCAAUACUCUAAUAUUCAGAACCUUCAACAACCUAUCAAGAGUUCCUAUCAUGAAUUUCAUUAUAAGCUUCUUCUUUUUUUUUGGUAUUUCUCUCCUGAUGGAAAAUUAAUAACCAGAUCUAAAACCAGGAUCCCAAAUCGCUUUCUGUCCUGCUGCCAUGAUUUCCUUGACUUCCUGUCUUUUCCCCUUCCAGUCACACACUGUCAUCAUUCGUGAUACUUUGCUGUUAUUUCCAUCUUUUUGCUGUUUUAGGUCCUCGAUGAUAUAUGCAAUGUUUGUCCGUCUAUGUAUUUAUUGUGGAUAACUUCUGAAUAAGUGGCCUCCAAUGUUACAUGGUGUUCUAUCAGUAUUGCCCUCCCAUCCCCUGUUACUGGCAAUACUGAUACCAAAUCUGGGUAUCAAACUUACAGUGGGACUUUGACUCAACCCAGAAGAAAACUUGGACAGGGUUGCGUGUAGUUGGCAGACAUAUUAUAAUGCUAUUUUAAAUUAUUCUCCAUAUUUGCAUGGGUAGCUGACUAUUUAAAUAACGGGCCACCCCUAUUAGUCUUGGGGGGCCUUUUAAAGCCAUGAACUGAUGGAAGGAAUUGCAGUUCGUAGCUGUUUCUAGAGUACAGACUAAAGCCUUGCCUGCAAAGCAUUGAAGCAAGAGAGAAAGAGAGAGGGCCUUGAUAUUGCUGAUCUUGACUGGUCCCCAUCCACUUUUCUAAUGUAGUUAGUAGAGUAGUUUAGUGAUCAGCAUGCUACAGAGCGCAAUGAUGGGGGUUGGGAUUGGCGUGGUCCUGGGCUGAACAUAGUUUUGCAGGAGACUGUGAAUUAUAGUGCAUAUGUGUGAUUAAGUUCACAUAAGGGCUUCAGAAAUGUUUGCCAUAGUCCCCCACACUGACCAAAUUUGACGUUUCCCCUGCAAAAAAAAACAAAACAACAAAAACUUUAAUGCAUUGAAUGCUUUUUAUUUGUUUUAGAAAGUUUUAGAUAAUGUUGAAAUAAGCUAUUUUACAUGGAUUUUCUAUGGGAGUUUUCUGAGAUUUAGAAACUUUUUUAGUAUCUGAUUGCAGGGGGUCUGACACCCAGGACCA
Molecule: messenger RNA, 5162 nt
Organism: Bufo bufo (common toad)
Lineage: Eukaryota; Metazoa; Chordata; Amphibia; Anura; Bufonidae
Gene: MAP3K9
Product: mitogen-activated protein kinase kinase kinase 9
Exons: 11
Coding region: 614-3916 (1100 amino acids)
Biological process (GO): protein phosphorylation
Molecular function (GO): ATP binding; protein binding; JUN kinase kinase kinase activity
Source: RefSeq, a predicted model, not a curated record